Messenger RNA from Coniophora puteana RWD-64-598 SS2, 1826 nucleotides. RefSeq lists its product as uncharacterized. The annotation marks the transcript as partial. NCBI's taxonomy places the organism in Eukaryota, Fungi, Basidiomycota, Agaricomycetes, Boletales, Coniophoraceae. The transcript is spliced from 20 exons. The record is from RefSeq and is a predicted model, not a curated record.
GUUACUGCUCGCAUCACCCUUACUUGUAUGGUCAGCCUUAUCAUCACCUCACGGAUCUGAAUAGGUGGACGACAUUCGUGGUUAUCAGAUUUCAUUGACCAACAUUUGGAGCCAAGAGGCGCCGAUUCAAUUGACAGUCUGUGUGAGACACCAUGGCACCCAACAUCGACUUCAGUGCUCUAUCAUCCCGGAAAUCCACCAAAAACCAUUCAUCUACUUUUGCUAUCCAAGGUUGCUCUAAUCGGCCACGUCCCAUGCCAUAUGACACCUGGGGAAAGCUAGAGAUCUUGAAAGACACUGUCAAGAAGGUGAAAAAGUUCACGUGUCGCAGACGAGGAGAGGAGUGGGCGCAACACCUUGACACCCUUCUCAGUGAAUUGGAAGCACCGCCUUCAACGCGGAGUGUGGUUGUCGUUGGGCACACAGGACACGGGAAGACUACCCUUUUCAACAGCCUCCUUCAGUGUCCACUGCUAACAACUGCUACGAGGCGUGCGUGCACCUCUGCCGUCGUAGAGGUUCACUACGAUGAUAGUCUUGACUAUCGAGCAACGAUUGAAUUUCUGUCGAAGGAAGCAUGGGAAGAAUUCCUGUCCCCAUUGGUCGCGGACGUGCAUGAAAGCACAACUUCACCUUCCAAGUUUCCUCCGAGUGACGACGUCCAGAAAAACUUAGUACUUGGUUCAGCCGCAACUUUGGUACAGAUAUACCCACACUUGAGUGGUCAGCUGAUCGACAAGGAUGUCUCAGUUGAGUCGCUGAGUGUCCACCGCUCCGUCACCAAUAUGAUUGGGAGUAGCUGCGAAUUCACUGCCACUUCUCCCGCGGAAAUGGAAAAGAAGUUAAGGGGAUACAUAUCCGCUCGCCAGGACAAGAAUAAACCAACACUCUGGCACAUGAUCAAAUGUGCCAAGAUAUAUGGACCCUUCCAAAUGCUCGCAACAGGAACUGUUCUCGUCGAUCUCCCCGGAUUUGGGGACUCCAAUUUAAUUCGCGUUCAAAAGGCCGAUCAAUACUUGAAAGACGCUGAUUCAAUUCUCUUGGUACUGGAUAUCCGGCGAGUGAUAGACCAUGUCGACGCAAGAGAAUAUCUCAAGAAGUCCAUCAAACGAUUCGUGGGCUUUGAUGGGAGAGCUAUUUCCGACAGUGCUUUGAUCAUCGCGGUGACACGUUCCGAUGUUCAAAUUAAUGAUCCACAGAACGCUGUUCAAGAUCAAGAAGGACAAGAUUUCCUUAACAACAUCAAUAACGAACUCGACAAUUACACAGAGGAUAUUCAACGGGUCGGCGGGGGCUUGCAAGCGGGAUUUGAGCAGCUUGAGCAGACACUGAAUGGUCUUCACAUGCAGAAGCAUAGCUUCUUGGCCCUGCGUCGAGCUGAACGAAUCAGACGAUAUGUUCAAGAUUUGGGUGCGUCGAUAUAUCGUGCCAUAGACAAGGAGAGCUCUGCCGUUUUGAAUCCGUUUUCUGUCCACGUGGUUGGAUCGGUGGAUUAUCAGAGACUUCAGAACUUUGAUGCAACACAACCUGACCCGAUGGUGUUCACUAACGUAGCUGAUACUGGCAUUCCGGCCUUGCAAGCACAACUGAGCAGCGUGGCUCUUCAUGAACGUUUGGAAAAGCUUAUGCCGACCCUCACUUCGUUUGAUUCUAUGAUGUCAGAGAUACACCAGUACUAUAAAUCGCAGGUGACAAUGGACAAUCAGUACAUCUCGAAAGCAACCACAGUCCUGGAAGACUUGAAAAAGUACAACGAAAUAACUCACAAUGAGCGCAUCGAGGGAAUCGGGGGGUUGGUCGACACGCUGAUCUGUACUAUACAAGCU